This is a messenger RNA of Panthera uncia (snow leopard), 500 nucleotides long. It is a transcript of the gene SNRPE, whose product is annotated as small nuclear ribonucleoprotein polypeptide E. Gene Ontology annotation, cellular component: U1 snRNP; U2 snRNP; U5 snRNP. Bases 55 to 333 code for a protein of 92 amino acids. Gene Ontology annotation, molecular function: RNA binding. Gene Ontology annotation, biological process: mRNA splicing, via spliceosome; spliceosomal snRNP assembly. The record is from RefSeq and is a predicted model, not a curated record. NCBI's taxonomy places the organism in Eukaryota, Metazoa, Chordata, Mammalia, Carnivora, Felidae. The transcript has 5 exons.
CUUUUGCCGGAAGUUGCUCUCAGAACUAGCGUGCGGUCUUUGUCAGCUUCCACCAUGGCGUACCGCGGCCAGGGCCAAAAAGUGCAGAAGGUGAUGGUGCAGCCCAUCAACCUCAUCUUCAGAUACUUGCAGAAUAGAUCUCGGAUUCAGGUGUGGCUUUAUGAGCAAGUGAACAUGCGGAUAGAGGGCUGUAUCAUUGGUUUUGAUGAGUACAUGAACCUCGUAUUAGAUGAUGCAGAAGAGAUUCAUUCUAAAACAAAGUCAAGAAAACAACUGGGUCGGAUCAUGCUAAAAGGAGAUAAUAUUACCCUGCUCCAAAGUGUCUCCAACUAGAAAUGAUCAAUGAAGUGAGAAAUGCUUGAGAAGGCCAUGUAGUUUGUUUUUUUAGAGGUCCUUUGUUGGGAGUCUAGUUCUAAAACAUUUGUUCCUAUUGUUCUGAUUACCUUUGUGUUAUUACCAGAUGACAAUAAAUGCUGUGGGAUUGUUUUUAUUUAAACAUU